Messenger RNA from Limanda limanda (common dab), 5362 nucleotides. RefSeq names its product S-adenosylhomocysteine hydrolase-like protein 1. Gene Ontology annotation, cellular component: cytosol. The coding region runs from base 321 to 1973 and encodes 550 amino acids. The record is from RefSeq and is a predicted model, not a curated record. Lineage: Eukaryota; Metazoa; Chordata; Actinopteri; Pleuronectiformes; Pleuronectidae. The transcript is spliced from 17 exons. Gene Ontology annotation, biological process: L-methionine cycle.
CAGCAGCCCGGUGACAGCUGAGCCCGCGGGGAUUCACGCCACAGCUCCAGACGACUUUACGCUACGACACAGACUUAACCACGACAUUCUUCAACUCCCCGGCAGAAGCCUCCACGCAGCUCCGCACUCAGACUCCGUGUUCAUCCUCCUCCGUGUCGUCCUCCAUCGUCGUUUGAACCCUGCUGCCCUCGUCCUCUCUCCGCCGAACCCACCGAGGAGCAGCCUGCUAGCUUCGGUUAGCUCCAGCCGGUUCCAACCCAACUGUCAGCCGGUGGUUUGUUAUUCUUAGUCCCGGUCACACACACACGCACGCAGGCAGCAUGGCGGAGCCGGCCGCGGAGGCGAAGCUGGAGGUGAAGCAGGCGAGCAAGGAGGUGAAGGAGAGCGAGAACGUGGCGGAGAAGUACUCAGCCAUGACCGUGAGCAAGAACAGCGAGAUGAACCUGGGAGAGCUGUCCGCUGCGUUCAGCGCCGUGCCCACUCACAAGCCCGGGAAGAAGCAAAUCCAGUUUGUGGAGGAUAAGCAGGAGUUCAGCAGGUUCCCCACCAAGGCAGGACGCCGCUCCCUGUCCCGCUCCAUCUCUCAGUCCUCCACAGACAGCUGUGGCUCUGCUGCUUCGUAUACGGACAGCUCUGACGAUGAGACGUCCCCACGAGACAAAACACAGGUCAACUCCAAGGGCAACAGCGACUUCUGUGUCAAGAACAUCAAACAGGCUGAAUUCGGCAGACGUGAGAUUGAGAUUGCAGAGCAAGAUAUGUCUGCGCUGAUCUCUCUCAGGAAGCGAGCACAGAGUGAGAAACCAUUGGCAGGUGCCAAAAUAGUGGGCUGCACUCACAUCACUGCCCAGACUGCAGUGCUGAUUGAGACUCUGGUGGCCCUUGGGGCUCAGUGCCGCUGGACCGCCUGCAACAUCUACUCUACACAGAAUGAAGUGGCUGCUGCUCUGUCAGAGACAGGUGUGGCUGUGUUUGCCUGGAAGGGGGAGUCUGAGGACGACUUUUGGUGGUGCAUUGACCGCUGUGUCAACAAUGAGGGUUGGCAACCUAACAUGAUCCUUGAUGAUGGAGGAGACUUGACACACUGGAUGUACAAGAAAUACCCUAAUGUUUUCAAGAAGAUCAGGGGCAUCGUAGAGGAGAGUGUCACUGGGGUUCACAGGUUAUAUCAGCUGUCUAAAGCUGGGAAACUGUGUGUGCCAGCGAUGAAUGUAAAUGACUCCGUGACAAAGCAGAAGUUUGACAACCUGUACUGCUGCAGAGAGUCCAUCCUGGAUGGCUUGAAGAGAACCACAGACGUGAUGUUCGGAGGCAAACAGGUGGUCGUUCUUGGGUAUGGAGAGGUUGGAAAAGGUUGUUGUGCUGCUCUGAAAGCUCUGGGAUCCAUCGUCUCUAUUACAGAGAUCGAUCCCAUCUGUGCCCUGCAGGCCUGCAUGGAUGGAUUCAGGGUGGUCAAGCUGAACGAGGUCAUUCGCCAGGUUGAUGUCGUCAUCACAUGCACUGGGAACAAGAAUGUGGUGACCAGAGACCAGCUGGACCGAAUGAAAAAUGGCUCCAUUGUCUGCAACAUGGGACACUCCAACACUGAGAUUGAUGUGGCAAGUCUCCGGACCCCUGAGCUGACCUGGGAGAGAGUGCGCUCUCAGGUGGACCACGUCAUCUGGCCUGAUGGGAAGAGAGUUAUACUUCUAGCCGAGGGACGUCUGCUUAACCUCAGCUGCUCCACUGUCCCCACCUUUGUCUUGUCCAUCACAGCCACCACUCAGGCUCUGGCACUUAUAGAGUUGUACAAUGCUCCUGAGGGACGAUACAAGCAGGAUGUUUACUUGCUUCCAAAGAAGAUGGAUGAAUAUGUGGCCAGUCUCCACCUGACGACGUUCGAUGCUCACCUGACAGAGCUUUCUGAUGACCAGGCAAAAUACCUGGGCCUCAACAAGAACGGCCCUUUUAAACCCAACUACUACAGGUAUUAGUCUGCAGAGGAACCACCAGCACAGAUGAAUGUGGACAGUACCGGUCAUAAUCUAUCCCUAAGAAUUAAAAAAAAACAUUUAUGUGUAUUGUAUUUUAUACUGAUCACAGGAUGCACAGCUUAUAUUUAGAUGUAGUCCACUGAUCACAGUAGAAUUUAACUUCACCUGCAGCUUCCUACAGACGAUGGCACCCAACUACAGCCCUAAUAUCUGCUGUUUUUAAUACAUCUGUUUCCAUUGAUGACUCCCAGGAUAUUUGGAGUUCAGAUAUAUACUGAUCAAUAUCUUGUGCCAAAUGACAGAGAAGGAUUUCAGCUGUGAAAUGUUAAUGGUCUUUUAUGGAAACGGUUCAACCCUCAUCAAGUGACAUUUUUGAUAGAAGCAACGAUUCCUUCACAUAAUACUAAAGGCUCACACCCUCAAAGCUUUUUAAGACACUUUUAGCUAAUUGUUUUGGCUCUUUAUCAACGUCCUGUACGAAAACAUUGGGAGGCAUUUCAAGAUAAGAAACUUAGACAAUCUAGUACAAAACCACAGUGAGCCAGUGUUAACACCUCAUGAACAAAGUCAAAUGUUUUGCUCUUGUGUUGUUGGAUCCUGUCAGUGCUAAAAGUCCUGGGAAAACUGGACUUAAAUGGAUCAGGUGUCCGGAAAUAAGAUUAUGUUGACGUCACUGUGUCUGCUAGUAGGAAAAUGUUUGCUUACAAAUGAGCCAUAGCUACGUGAUAAGCUGAUUGUAAAUCAAUGCUGUGCAUCUGUGAGUCUCGUUUUGCAAAAUCGCUAAUUGCAGCUUUAAAGUUUUCUUUCUAUAGUUGACGUAUAUGCACAUAUUUACAUGAUACAUUCCAUCCACAAGAUGCAGAAAACGGGAUGUGGGAAAAUAAGAACUUCUGCACUUUUUGACUAUAGCAAACAUAAGAGGAGAGCUUGGCUUUUAUUUUCUUGAAAAGAUGUUUCCAUUUUUUGAGGUUUUAGUAUCUGGUUAGAAAAGUAAUCUGCACCUCAGGGUAUUCAAAUAUCUCAAAUUAUCUGUAAAUAUAUUUUUAUCACGUCUGCACUGUCUCACUGACUCUAAUCCCACUGUCAUUCUCAUAGAAUUACUAUUUAGAGUAAAGGUUUAAACUAAGUUUAGAUAUUUUGAUACUCUAUAAACUAUGUCAUCUGUGAAUUUUACCUGUCGAGAGUAAGUUGACUAUUCCAGCUUUGUAUAUGCUGUGUAAUGCACGUUGAGCAGUGUUGCAUACAGUAGGUCUAUUUACUGUAUGUGUUACAGUGUUUGAUGACCCACUCAAACAAUGGUAUUUGCUGAAAUGCAACACUGAUUUUGUUGUAAGAUUUGUCACAGGACUCUGAUCCUAGAGCUAGAGCAGUGGUUCCCAAACUUGGUGUCAGGAACUCCUGGGGGCUAGUGAGACAAAGAAGGAGUGUUUUGAGAUGAUUUCCAGAAAUACAAUACAACAUAAAAACAAUUCUCAGUAUGCUAUUUUCUCCAUAAUUGUUCCAAAAGCUAAAACGUACCUUCUGAUUUUCUUUGUCUCACUGGGACCCCUUGUGGCAGCAUCACUUGCAGCAGGUUAAUUUAAUGCACUGCAAGAAACAUCACAUGUUCAUAAAGGUGACAUUAUCUAUGAACUUUCUCAAAUAAAUAGCCUUUAUAAUAUCGGUGGGUCACACUUCAGUGGCUCGGUUAUUUGGGGGGAUGUAGGCUGAGAAGUUUGGGAACCUCUGAACUAGAAGGAUGUCUGUUUUCUAUUGAAGAUUUGAUCAACUGUAAAGUUAACUUAAAUCCUGACAAGCCCUGUGACUAGACAUGGACGAGCUUUGUAGUCAACACAUUUGUUUGUCUUGAAAGAUGCGUUAACUUUACUUCUACGUUAUCUUCCUCUGUUGCACCAUUAUUAUAGCUACGCUUAUAAUUCUAAUGCUACCUAAUUUUGUUUCCUGAAUAUUUGCAUUUUUUUAGAGGCUUAAGCUCUGUUUCGUGGAGCUUGUUAAAAACGUCAGCAUACCACAUCUACUUAUCUAUAAUCACAUAUUCAAAUAUUUGUUUUUAAUUAGUGUUCAAAUUCUUUAACUCAGUGAUACGUUUUUUUUAAUUCAGAGUAUAUAUGUGCUGGUAGUAGAUCUUUCUGAAUAUGAAGCUCUUCAACACUAUUCAACAUGCUGUAUUUUUACACUGAACAGUUGACAGUGUUUCUGUCCCUGCCAAGUGCUCAGCACCUUAUCUUGUUAAGGUGUUACUCCACGUUCAGAAUCUUUUUACAUUAAACUGUCACAGCUUAUUCCUGUAUUUCCUUUUGCAGUAAUUUCAUAUUUUCUGAGUUAAUACGUACAUUUUUGUCACUCACUGCCGUUCAUUGAAUAGUCUCCCUCUGUGUGCAACUAGGAAGUUCCCUCAUUUUUGCACUACAGCAGCUUUAAGGGCAUUAGACACUUAGACUCUUAGUGAGGACGUCAUUGUCGGCAAGAUGAGUGCCGUAACCAUGGUUACUGGUCAUUUGACAGUGCCUUGCUACUGACUCACUUAAUAAUUUAUACUCACAUGUACAAAUGUGUUUCUUGCCCCCAGGUGCGGUAAUGGUUGGUAUUCUGCAAUAUACAGUAAUAGCUAUGCAGCAAAACAUACUCCUUUCAGUUCAGUGUUUUUAAAUGAGCAGUGUUUGAGAGUUUUUCACAUUCUUUGAUAUGCAGAACUGUAAGAUCAGUUUAGGCAAUUUUAGUUUGCAGCAUUUUACAUUAUGGUGUUCUAAUGUAUGCUUUACAUUUAUUUUAUAGUGCACUGCCUGUAAAAGCUAGAAUCUGAUGUUUUGAUUGUGUCUCAAUCCUCCGACUAGCACUUGGAGAAAUCUCAGUUUUUAUAAUUCUGUCCAUUCUUUUUCUUUCUCUACAACUGCUGAUAUGGUCGACGUUAAAGUCGGCGCGUGUGUUUCGUGCGAUCUUGGGAAGUGCAGCAUUGAAUACAAAGUGUUUUGGAUGAAUAGUUGUCGAGAACCUGACCCAAAUCCUGCCCAGUCAUUUGUCAUCUGUGUAGAAUUAAAGAAGGAAUCGGUGGUGUUUCUUCAUCAGAGAAAAGCUCUACAAAUUGCAAUUCAUGGGAUCCUCAGCAACACAGCCACCAACUUUGAAGUCAUUUGGAUGAUAACUCAAAAUACAGACAGACACAUAGAACGUGUUGUUUCUGUAGCAGACAGCUGACUUUUGAAUCAAUAAACAUGGUCGCUGUGAUUUGACAGGUAUUGAUGUGCACACGAGUUCUAAUUCUCUGAAUGGUAUAUUAGCUGUAAGCCUGUAUUUUCAUCAUAGUACCUGUGUUUAAGUUUGACACGAUACAUGCUGUUAAAUUUUUUGUGCACAAUUCCCUUUAAUAAACUGCUGUUGAAAUUUAAGAA